GCCAUGAUCUCGCAUUCCAAUGAGAUCGGGUUGACCAUGGCACCUGUCCCUGAUAUAAACAACUGCUCUGCAAGGGCGAUCCUGUCGCCACCGCGUAAGCUAAUAUCCCAUUUAUCGAUAUAUCAUUGCUCGAGACCUGCUCAGCUGGCUCAGCUCUCCGCUAGCUGCAGCUUAUCAACCUCGAAUUUGUAAUUAUUUAGUGGCUGAAGAUCUCGCAUUUUGUCCGUCGCGAUUCACCGGGCACGCCGCUAUCGGCCGAUUUUGUGCGGGAAUUGACUUUAGCGCUUAUCUUGAGAUAAUUUCGCAACCAAGGAAUCAUGGCAGCCAAAGGCCAAUGCUUAAUAACUUUGAAGAAACCAAGGUCAAAAAAAAAAAAAAGAAAAAGAAAAAGAACCGGUGGAACUUGACGACUUUCCAACUAGCCAUGGAGCAGCACAGAGAGCCCAAGUUGGACGUCGAGUCGCCCCCGCCCCGGGUAGUAUGGCGCGAUGGGGACGAUAUUUCGGAGCCCUCGAUCGCUCCCGAUGAGGCAAAGAGGGAGCAGAAGCUGAUUCGCAAAAUGGACUUGUAUAUCCUGCCUUUCGUGGUUUUAUUAUACUUAUUUAGCUUUUUGGAUCGAGUGAACAUUGGAAAUGCCCGUCUAUACGGUCUCGAGGAAGACCUGGGCUUGGUCGGGGACCAAUAUCAAGUCGCUGUAUCCAUUCUAUUCGUCACAUACUGUUUGUUCGAAGUGCCUUCAAACCUAGUCAUAAAAAAACUCAGACCCUCUCGCUACAUCGCUUCAAUAUCUGUCAUCUGGGGCAUCAUCGCGACUUUAACAGGCAUCUGCCAAAGUUACGGCGGCCUGAUCGCCUGUCGCGUCCUCUUAGGCGUCGUAGAAGCCGGUCUCUUCCCUGGCAUGAUGACCUACCUUACCCUUUUCUACAGCAAACGCGAAAUUGCCCUGCGCACAGGCUACCUGUUCAGCAGCUCAGCCGCAGCUGGCGCAUUUGGCGGUUUACUUGCGUACGGGAUUGGAUUUAUGGACGGCGUCAGUGGCCUCCGCGGCUGGCGCUGGAUUAUGAUCAUCGAGGGUAUUCCGACGGUUAUCAUCGGCGUACUGACAUGGUUCUUCCUCGCUGACGCGCCAGACACGGCGUACUAUUUGAACGAAGAAGAAAGAGCACUUGUCGUCAAGUUCCGUUCGCGAUAUGCGGGACAGACAGCAUCCGCGCAGAAGUUCCACUGGGCGGACGUCAGAGAUGGCGUCACAGACUGGAAGAUCUACGCUUUUUCCAUCGGUCAGUUUGGCGUUGAUACCAUGCUCUACGGAUACAGCACCUUCCUACCCACUAUCAUCGAAGGAAUGGGCCCUUCCUGGUCCACUGCGGAAGUCCAGGCACUCACAAUCCCUUGCUACGCGGUAGGCGCCAUCGCCUACCUGACAGUAGCAUGGCUAAGUGACCGAUUUCAACGCCGUGCGAUAUUCAUAUGUAUCUUCUGUGCGAUCUCCAUGAUCGGAUACGGGAUCCUCAUCUCAGACACAUCCUCUGGUGUACACUACUUUGGCGCGUUGCUUGUCGCUCUGGGCCUCUAUGUGGCUGUUGGUUUACCGCUUGCUUGGUUGCCGACUAAUUUGCCGCGGUAUGGCAAGCGGACGUUCGCGACGGGAUUACAGCUUACAUUUGGUAAUGUUAGUGGUGUUAUGUCGCCGUUUCUAUACAAGAGCAAUGAAGCGCCGCGGUAUGUUCGGGGAAAUGCGGUAACAUGUGGUUUGGUGGGCUUUGGAGGGGUUGUGUUUGGCCUUAUGUGGGUUUAUUAUAGCAUUGUGAACCAACUAAGGGCCCGUGGCGAAGAGGAUGAUAAGAUUACGGGGAUGACAGAAGAGGACAUCCAGGAAAUGGGAGAGAAAAACCCUCGGUUCGUGUAUAGCAUUUGAUACAUUUCCAGAGUCUUCAUUAUGCGUCUUUAUUAGUUCUGAUAAAACAAGGGAUCCACGGUUAGACAUAAUUAUACCUCAUCAAUUUCCAUCACCACCACU
Molecule: messenger RNA, 2020 nt
Organism: Aspergillus ruber CBS 135680
Lineage: Eukaryota; Fungi; Ascomycota; Eurotiomycetes; Eurotiales; Aspergillaceae
Product: putative MFS transporter
Exons: 3
Coding region: 425-1918 (497 amino acids)
Biological process (GO): transmembrane transport
Cellular component (GO): membrane
Molecular function (GO): transmembrane transporter activity
Source: RefSeq, a predicted model, not a curated record